Macrobrachium nipponense is the source of this 1173-nucleotide messenger RNA. RefSeq names its product INO80 complex subunit B-like. Lineage: Eukaryota; Metazoa; Arthropoda; Malacostraca; Decapoda; Palaemonidae. Gene Ontology annotation, cellular component: Ino80 complex. Gene Ontology annotation, biological process: chromatin remodeling. Bases 145 to 1140 code for a protein of 331 amino acids. The record is from RefSeq and is a predicted model, not a curated record. The transcript has 7 exons.
UUGCCAGAUGGCCACCACUCAGGGUAUGCCAUCCCAGACCGACGAUUUACCCGCAGUAGACAUACUUACACACACAUCCUAAAUCCUAAUAGGAGUAGGUAUAGCGAAUAUAUUCAAAGUGGUUUGCAGUAAUUUCAGAGCAUAAUGGUUAAAAAGAAGGAUCGUGAUCGGGAGCAUGGCGAAGCGAGUCACUCGUUUCCAGCGGAUUCUCAAAACCAAGAGCAUGGACUAAUUAUGAAUGUAGUAAAGAAGCCAAAGAAACAACAAGCACAAGAAAUCAUCCAAGAAACCGAGGAGGAAGUAGAGAAGAUUAUAAAUGUAGAAGACUUAGAGGAUGUAGAUAUAUCUGUUGUAGAUGACAUUGAUGAUUCACCAAGUCAGAGUUUAAAACUGAAGAUUAAAAUACCAGAAUCUUCCCCUGAGAAACCAGGCACUCCCAAGUCAUCCAAAACAAAACCAGAGAAAAGCAAGUCAUCUGGCAGUAAAAAGAGUGGCAAGAAGAAAGAAGGUAAAGGGGAUGAUGAUACUGACAGCGAAGAGGAGAGGUGGCUGGAUGCCAUUGAAUCAGGCAAAUUGGAGGAGGUUGAUGAUGAACUGAAACGCAUGAAAAAUCCCAGACUUAUGACAGCGAGACAAAGGGCUAUGCUUGAAAAGCGAGAUGGCCCAGAUGACACGUUUCCUAUUAUUCCUGCUGAACCACUGCUUUCAUUGCCAUCUGGGUUCAAGGAGAAAGUAGUUACUGAAGAAAUGCUUGCAAAAAAAGCCAUCAAGACACAGAAGAGAAGAGAACAGGCACAAGAGAAGAGAGAGGAAGACAAGAAAAAGACAGUUGACCGGCUGUUAAAAAAACAAGAUUCAAAAGUCCAGAAGUAUAAUAACAGAAUGAAGUUCAAUAAAAAGGAGAUUCCCAUGUACACCUAUGUCAACAAUCAAAAUAUGAUAUCAAUAUCAGUCCCCCAGUCUCUUGAGUUCAUCAUGAAUCCACAAAGUGAAAGAGAAUGUCCGAAAGUAAAGCUGUGUGGUGUAGAAGGAUGUAGAAACCUAAAGAAGUAUUCUUGCUCAAAAACUGGAAUUCCACUCUGCAGUCUUGAGUGUUAUAAGACAAAUUUAGCUGUACAUAGUCAGAUUAGUACCCUUUAGAUUUUGAAGUAAAUAUACGUAUUCAUUUGUAAA